Molecule: messenger RNA, 3637 nt
Organism: Gigantopelta aegis
Lineage: Eukaryota; Metazoa; Mollusca; Gastropoda; Neomphalida; Peltospiridae
Product: sulfite oxidase-like
Exons: 2
Coding region: 16-1818 (600 amino acids)
Cellular component (GO): mitochondrion
Molecular function (GO): molybdenum ion binding; oxidoreductase activity; heme binding
Source: RefSeq, a predicted model, not a curated record
UCAGACGUCACCGCGAUGUUUAUUGUGGAGCUCUCCUUGAGAAGUCCAGGAUGUCAGUUCGUAAGUUUGGUUGGGUGUCGAGUGUUGCGUGUUUGUACUGCGGACAUGUUCAAGAAUUUCGGGGUACGAGGUCUCCAAUGUGUGCUACAGCGCCGUCUGCCUGCCAGCUCCGUGUGGCCACUGUCAGCAGGGUGUGGUCAGACGGAGGGACGGGACAGAAAAUACAGCCAUGCCAGCGGAGACAGGGAAAAGUUUGAGGGGUCGUAUCAUCAAAACAACGCUAUUAGAUGGCUCGGUGUCGGAACAGCAGCUGCCGUUGGAGCGGCCGUGUUCUGGAGUUGGCGCAGUGAAGUCUAUGCUGCCGAAAAAGCCGGUCCCGAUGACGUCCGCAGGGACUUGCCGACCUUCAAAAACGAAGAACUCGCCAAACACAAAACGAAAGACAAAGGCAUUUGGGUGAGUUACAAACAUGGCGUCUAUGACGUCACAGACUUCGUCAAGGAGCACCCUGGCGGCAACAAGAUCCUACUGGCUGCCGGGGCCGACAUCGCGCCCUAUUGGGACCUGUACGGCGUGCACAAGGAACCGAAUGUCGUCAAAAUGCUGGAGAAGUACAGAAUCGGCAACAUCGAGACGGUGUUUGUCACGAAUAAGAUGGACAAAGACGACCCAUACAAGAACGACCCCAAGCGCAAUCCGCUGCUCGUGCCGGCGUCAUCUAAGCCGUUCAAUGCCGAGUCGCCGACGCCUUUUCUUGCCGAAGCUUUUCUGACCUCCAACGACCUUUUCUUCGUGCGAAACCACCUGCCCGUGCCGGACCUAAAGACGGGAGAGGUCGAAAUCGGCCUCGACGGAUCGUCAAAGGGCAAGAAAUUCACGCUCGCCGAACUGAAGAAGAAGUUUCCAAAGAAGUCAGUCGUCUCCGUCGUCCAGUGUGCCGGAAACCGCCGAAGCGACAUGCUGAAGAUCAAAGAGGUGAAGGGCCUGUUCUGGGGCGCCGGCGCCAUCGGGAACGCCGAGUGGUCGGGGGCGCUGCUCGACGACGUCCUCAAAGCCUCGGGGAUCGACCUGGACAAGGUGCAGCAGAAGCACCUCCAGUUCGAAGGGAUGGACAAAGGCCCCGACGGGUCGACAUACGGCGCGUCGAUCCCCAUCGAAAUAGCGCAGUCGCUGAAGAACGAGAUCAUCAUUGCUUACGAGAUGAACGGCAUGGACAUCCCGAGAGACCACGGCUACCCGCUGCGCGUCAUCAUCCCCGGCGUGGUCGGGGCGCGGCAGGUGAAGUGGCUGCGCAAGAUCACCCUCAGCGACAACGAGAGCGGCAGCCACUGGCAGCAGCGCGACUACAAGGGCUUCAACAGCUCCGUCGACUGGCACAACGUCUGCUUCGAGAACGCCUACGCCAUCCAGCACCUGCCCGUCAUCUCGGCGAUCUGUGAGCCCACCGACGACCACGACGUCGAGGAGGACGCCGAGGAGAUCAACCUGCGCGGCUACGCGUGGAGCGGCGGCGGGCGGGGCAUCAUCCGCGUUGACGUCUCCGUGGACGGUGGCAAGACGUGGCACGAGGCCGACCUGCAGCCCACCAACCAGCCCAUCUACCGCACGUGGGCGUGGACGCUGUGGGACGUGACCAUCCCGCUGCCUGAAACGCACGGCAAGCGGCUCGACAUUGUCUGCAAGGCGGUCGAUAUCUCCUACAACGUCCAGCCCGACAACGUGGAGGGCAUCUGGAACCUCCGCGGCGUCCUCAGCAACGCCUGGCACCGCGUGUCCGUCAACCUGCACAGAAGCUCGUCGCCCCCAGUGACGUCAUAAAAUAACAAAAAACAAGCAAAAAACGUGGUGGCGUCAUAUAAAAACGUGGUGAUGUCAUAAAACGUGAAUUUCGCAUAUCUGGAGCUUAUAAAACUUUAUGCAGUCUAGACUCAAGACUAAUAUAAUAGUGUGUGAGAGUUUAGUGACUUUAGACACACUAUAACGCCAUACAAAUUGUAAAUGUGUGUAACGACAUUAGAGAUUGAGUCUGGACUCUCUUAAAGUUUUAUGAGCAUUGGCCCACGUGCUUAUAAAACUUGAAUAGCUUAGACUCAAGACUCUUAAUAGAGACUGGAGCUUUAAUGCCAUGGUAACGACGUUUUAAUUGAUUGCGUAUGACGUCAUUAAAUAUUUUAGUCUAAAAGUCUAGUGAUUUUUUUAUUUUAUAUAUAUAAACACGGCCAAUGUUUAUGAAACUUAAGACUCAAAAGCUUUAAUAAUGUCACUAAUAUGCAAUUUGUAUGGUGUUGCCAUGAUGUCAAGUUAUUAAGACGUCAUAGAAGAUAGGAGUCUAGACUCGAAAAGCUUUAUUCGCACGGGCCCAGGAAAAUAAAUUCCAUUAUCCAAGCAGCUAUAAAUAGACAUGUUUUCUGUGACACUUUCUUUCCUGUCCUGGACAGGAGAGUCGGCCAAGGCCGGCCCUUGUGCCCAAGACAGGCGUGCGCUACAACAGCUUGCUCUGAAUGUGCACGUAAACUCUUUUGCCACUUUCAACGCGAACUCAGGAGAGCGAGCGUCUGCGUACCAUUUGACUGCUUUCCAUUCUUAUCAUAUGACGACCAUCUAUCCAUUGACCGCAGGCGCUCAGCCACCUCAACAUACCUCAGUCUUUUGUUGGACACUAUGCAUCUUACUAAACAAAUAAUACGUAUCAAUGUUUUUGUGUAUUAAUGACGAUAUUAAUCAAUCUCUCUCUCUCUCUCUCUCUCUCUCUCUCUCUCUCUCUCUCUCUCUCUCUCUCUCUCUGUCUCUGUCUCUGUCUCUGUCUCUGUGUUUUUAACAUCAGAAUCUGUUGACAUUUUUUUUUUUUUUAAUGACGUACAGCAGUUAUCGGCGGUGCGGUGACGUGAAGUCUGACGGGGAUUGGGGGGGGGGGGGGGGUCAAGGAUAAGUUUAAAGAUUUUAACAUUAAUGAAAUGCCAGAUGCCGAAGGUGCUAAAUUCUUUUUAGAGGGACCAGAAUACAUGCAAUCUUGGGUUGGGACUGUCCAGCCACUGGCCAUGGUUUUAGAUUUGGUGGGGUACCCACACUAUGUAUGUAUGUAUGUAUAUAUAAUUUUUAUAAAAUUUAAUGCAGUAAAAACAAAAGAAAAAAGGCCUGAUGGGGGGUGGGGGUGUCCCUCGCUACGCCACUGCCUUCAACAAAUACAUAACACAGUGGCCUUGGUGUUUAAAAGUGACCCCUUUAUUCAACCAAUAAGAAUACUGAUGACAUAACCGCACCAAUAACCUACACCAGCUUAAAACGAAAGGUCAAGCGGAUUGAAUUCUAUACGUCUGUUUUGUUACGAGCAUUCACGCUAACGGUUCUACUGGUUUCUGGCCUAGUAUAGUUAUUGAACACUGAGCGACAAAACCAGUCCAGCAUCAUCUAAAUAUUGGACUGGUUCAGUGCUUAAAAGUUAAAGACCUUUUUAUAUAGUCUAGACUCAUGUCUGGAAUUUUUUAACGUCAUGUCAACGCGCACGAAUGUGUGACGUCAUUAAAAAAUACUUCACCUAUUUUUGUUGUUGCUUGGACACUAAAUACUGAAGCAUAUUUUUGUUGUUGUUCAACGCACAACUGCCUUACAAGCUAAGUAAAAAUGUAUUGAAAAUGUU